Prunus armeniaca (apricot) is the source of this 1905-nucleotide messenger RNA. NCBI's taxonomy places the organism in Eukaryota, Viridiplantae, Streptophyta, Magnoliopsida, Rosales, Rosaceae. The record is from the annotation of a GenBank genome assembly.
AUGUGUUCUCUAAUUGCCAAGCUCUCUUCCCUUCCUCUCUCACUCUCCAUUGUUUCCUCAUCUUCAUCUUCAUCUUCCUCUUCCUCUAAAGAUGGAAAACCCAACUCAAAGUCAGUGAAGCUGAGAGAGGACUGGAGGCAACGCUCCAGACCCAUUCCUUCUGGUGGCACUUACCCGGCUAAAGACCACUGCAGUCGUUGCGGGUUGUGCGACACAUAUUACAUUGCCCACGUCAAGGAAGCCUGUGCUUUCUUAGGAGAUGGAAUGUCUAAGAUUGAAGGCUUGGAACCUGUAGUUCAUGGUAGAGGGAGAAAAACAGGUUCCUCGGAUGAAAUGUACUUGGGUGUCUAUGAGGAGUUGUUGUAUGCUCGUAAAGUGAUGCCUGUUGAGGAGCUCAGUGGACAGGAAUAUGACCCAAACGACAGAUUUACUGCACGGCCUGUAUUAGCAAGGACACCAGAGGAAGUUCUAGCUGCUAAAGGUGUCAAGCCGACAUUAUCUCCUAAUCUUAAUACCCUUGCCCUAGUUGAGGCUGCAGGUGUAAAGAAACUUCUAUUCUGUGGUGUGGGUUGCCAGGUGCAAGCAUUACGAUCUGUGGAGCACCAUUUAAAUUUGGACAAGCUCUAUGUGUUAGGCACAAAUUGUGUGGACAAUGGGACUCGAGAAGGGCUUGAUAAGUUUUUAAAGGCUGCAAGUAGUGAACCGGAGACAGUUCUUCAUUAUGAGUUUAUGCAAGAUUACAAGGUUCACUUGAAGCAUUUGGAUGGUCAUAUUGAAGAGGUUCCAUAUUUCUCUCUGCCAGCAAAUGAGUUGGUUGAUGUAAUUGCUCCUUCUUGUUAUAGUUGUUUCGAUUAUACAAAUGGUUUAGCGGAUUUAGUUGUAGGAUACAUGGGUGUGCCAAAAUAUUCUGGAAUCAGCAUGACUCAACAUCCACAGUAUGUUACGGUAAGAAAUGAACGUGGAAGAGAGAUGCUCAGUCUGGUUGAUAAUCUUUGGGAGGUUACUCCAACAACUAGCAGUGACAUAGUUUCCUUUGUACGAAGUAUUCUAAGCAUGGCUAACCAUUUGUCAUGGAGACUGUUAAGGCAUAUGAUAAUGCUAAGUUGGGGAAUAGGACCUCCCCUUGAUGGGAUCAAGAAUAGAAAUGUUUAUCAUUUCGCUGUAUUAGACUGCUAUAGCUCAUCUGAAUUUCUGGAGGACUCGCAAAAUAUAUGCUGCUUACCAUUGUUUCUACAAUCUUGUUUCUCAGGAAAGGGUCCUGAACCUGCCCCAAAGUUUGUUGGGAAUGUGAUUGCUUUCUUGCUAAACUUGAUUGGCCCAAAGGGUCUGGAAUUUGCUUGUUAUUCACUCGAUUACCAUACCAUCAGGAACUACCUGUAUGUAAACCGAAUAUGGGGAAAACAAAGAGCUGAUCAGCAUAUGCCUUCAUAUGCAAAGAAGAUUGUGGAUACCUACAAUAAGAAUGGUGAAAUCAAUCGGAUUCUUUCCAACAAGUCACGUGCCAUUCGACAUGCAGAGGUUGCAGAGUUUUUGAGGAAAAUGUUGGAGAGUGCUACGAGGAAAGAGAUGGUUGAUGUGGGUGCUGAGCUGAUGAGUCUUACAAACAACACUCAUGGAUGUGACCAUGGGUAUGAUAACUUCUGGAGGGUGAAGCAGCAUGAAGAGAGAGAGGGUUGGGAUAGAGAAGAUAAAGAUUUGAUGGAUAUACUAUUGAAGGCCUAUCAAGAUGAUAAAGCCGAGGUCAAGAUUUCCAGAACUCAUGUGAAGGCUUUCUUGCUUCGUUCCAAGUUCAGUUGUGAGCCAACAAUGAGAGCUACUGCGAACAAUGGGAGCUAUCGGGAUCGGAGAUCGAUGAAGCAUGUUCUGGACAAAGUUCAUGGAUACAUCUACCUCGAGCCGGUAUGA